Messenger RNA from Brenthis ino (lesser marbled fritillary), 894 nucleotides. The record is from the annotation of a GenBank genome assembly. NCBI's taxonomy places the organism in Eukaryota, Metazoa, Arthropoda, Insecta, Lepidoptera, Nymphalidae.
AUGAAGUACAAAAAUAAAAAUAUGGCUACUUAUUGGAAAUCUCAAGAACGUAAAUUUUGUGAAUUUUGCAAAUGCUGGUUUGCUGAUAAUAAAGUUUCAAUUUCGUUUCAUGAAAAUGGCAAACGUCAUAAAGAAAAUGUUAAAAAACACAUAUCACAACUCAGUAAGAGAAGUGCAAAAGAAUUUAAGCAAAAGGAAAAGAUGGAUGAUGAAAUCAAGAAAAUGGAGGCUGCUGGAAUGAGUGCUUAUUUGAAAGAUGUUCAAAAUAAUGCUGACCUCACUUCACAAAGUAUUAAUGAAAUGUUAGGGCAAGAUGGCAAGAGUUGCAAAGAUAUUGUUAUAGCAAGCAGUAUAAGUACUAAGGAUAAAGUAGCCUGGAAAGAAAUAAAAAAUGAUGAUGGAAGUUCCUAUUUCUGGAAUAUUCAGACUAAUGAGACAACAUGGGAUCCCCCAGAUAAUUAUGUCUCAUUAGCGGAACAAGAAAAGAACAAAAUUAAUGAAAAAGAAGAGCAGAAAAAGGAAAAAAAACUAAAGAAGCAAAAACAAAAAGAGGCCAAAAUGGAGGCAAAGGCUCAUCUAGCAAGGGAAAGCAUGAGAGAGUUAGCAGUAGAUAAAAUCAAGUCACCACCAAAAAUUAAUGUGCCUUUUGGACCUGAGCCUUGUAGUAAACCUUAUGGGUCUUGGAAGCCAGUUGAAAAAGAACCAGAAAAAGCAAUUGAUUUACAAUUACCAAAAUGUUAUAAAGAAGUAAUACCUCCUCCAGUUAUUGUGGAACCAGAGAUUACGGAGUUUAAGGAGCGGCGUGUUGAAUCACUAGGUGAAGGGCCCGUCGAGUUCAAAAAGCGAAAACUAAAUCAUUCAAAACGAAAUAUACGACAAAAAGUAGAUGAUGAU